GCUGCUGUUUACUUAUAAAUUCUUAUCUGACCAACUACCGGCAGUUGAAUGCUGAUAAGAACCCUUAAUAGUGAAUGUUUUUCACUUUGGCUCAGAGCUUAAAGUUAUGUCAACUAAACUGCAGCAUAUCCAAAAUCUACGCCACAUCUUUCAACGUUCGGUGGAAUCUGUUCGUCCGGCACAAUUGCUCAGCGAAGCGAACCAGUAUGCUUUGCGGCCGCAGGCAAAUGAAGAUGGUCGUUGCUUAAGUAUACAGAUACAGGGUAAAACAUUGGAUAUUACGCGUAAACACUGCCAUGUAGUCGGUUUCGGCAAGGCCGUGCUCGGCAUGGUAGUUCAGCUGGAGAAGUCGCUUGAAAAGCGAUUAGUGAGUGGUAUACUGAGCAUACCAGUAGGUACAAGGCAACAAUUUGAAGAUGUGCCCGAAAUGCAGCUGUCACCAAACUCAAUUAUUGAAGUUAUAGAAGGCGCACCUAAUAAUCAGCCCGAUGAACACGCAUUCGAGGCUGCUCGACGCAUCAAAGCACUUGCGGCGAGUAUGACUGAAAAUGAUAUACUCUUUGUGCUCAUAUCAGGCGGUGGCUCAGCAUUACUACCGCUACCGCGUCCGCCUUUAACACUACCUGAAAAAAUGCAAUUGGUGCGUCGUUUGGCCAAUUGUGGCGCAAGCAUUGACGAAAUGAAUGUGGUGCGUAUUGCUUUGUCUGACAUCAAAGGCGGAGGCUUGGCAGCAGCGGCACGUAAUGCAUUUGGGGUUAUAUCUUUUGUGAUAAGCGAUGUAGUAGGUGAUCCGGUUGACAUUAUAGCCAGCGGACCCACUUGUGGCGUGAUUUCAAAACGUCAUACAGCAAAGGAAGUCUUGGAAAAAUAUGAAUUGUGGACUGAUUUGUCCGAGCAUAUAAAGGCUUUGGUGGAACAGCCAAAAGCGAAAAUACAAAUGAUGCCAGGUCGAAACAAUUCUAUUUAUAUUGUGGGCGACAAUCGCGUUGCAACAGCAUGUGCGGUGCAAGAGGCGCUACAAUGUGGCUACAAUCCUUUCGUUGCCAGCACCACGGUUGAGGGUGAAGUGCAACAACUUGUUAGUCAGUACAAAGACUUUUUACAUAACAUUUGCAAUUUCCGCAAGGGCACACUUGACGAGCUUGAGUUGAAAAAUCGCUUUCCCUUCGAUACCCGCAUCUUCGAACAUUUCCUGAAAACAUUACUCCUGUGUGAGCGAACCCAGAAACCGUUGCUUCUGAUAUUGGCAGGUGAACCGACAGUUAAGGUCACCGGUAGCGGUUUGGGCGGUCGCAAUCAGGAAUUGGCUUUACGUUUAGCCCUUACAUUGUAUGAGCAUGCAGACAUGGAAAACAUCAUCUUUCUUAGCGCUGGCACGGACGGCAUUGAUGGUCCGACACCAGCUGCCGGUGCUAUUGGUUGUGAUAUAGUGAUACGUGAUUUUCUAAAGGAUACCUCAAUGAAUUUAAACAACGUGCAAACAUAUUUGCAAAAUAGUAAUUCAUACAACUUUUAUAAAAAUUUAAAUGGUGGUGAAUAUCACGUGCUGACGGGUCAUACGGGCACUAACGUCAUGGAUUUGCAAUUGAUGUUAAUACUCUAGAAUUUGCAUAAAAGUAAAAAAAAAGUACUUUAAUGGUAAAGGGUUAAAUGUACAUACAUAAGUAUGUCAUAUAUAUGUAAAAAAUAUUUAUAUUUUAAAUCGUAGAAUUGCGGUAUAGUCAGCUGUAUUUACUGUUGUGAUUGCAUUUAUUUGUAUAGACUGUUCAUCUACUAUAAUAUAAGAAGUGGUGUUGUUAUAGCAGCAUAAUUAUUCUCCAUACAUGUAGGGGGAAUGCUGUUGGAGUGACAGUCUUUGUCUGGAUAUAAAUCGGAUUCGUGCCGCUAACGUAGAACCGAGUGUCGUGGGAACAACAGUAAGUAUUUGUGACUUUUUUUAGGUUGAGAGUUAAUUGCCAAUCUGUCUUCUGUUCGUACUUGUGCAAGCCUCGGAACAAUAACAAAUAUUUAACAGUCGAGAGAGCCCCCUUUUUGCACGUUAUUGGUGAAUAUUUUUCGAAUGCUGCUGAAAUGACAGUCUUGGCCAUAAAUAAAUCUGCGUAGCUCCGAUAAUGUAAAGCCGAUUGUUGAAAAAGUUCCUCGUAAAAAAUAUUUUCCGUUCGGAGUCGGCUUGAAACUGUAGGUGCCUCCAUUUGUGGAACAACAUGAAGACGCACGUCACAAAUAGGAGGAUGAGCUCGGCCAAACACCCAAAAAGUGUGUA
Anastrepha obliqua is the source of this 2263-nucleotide messenger RNA. RefSeq names its product glycerate kinase. Gene Ontology annotation, biological process: protein phosphorylation. The record is from RefSeq and is a predicted model, not a curated record. The transcript is spliced from 2 exons. Bases 107 to 1603 code for a protein of 498 amino acids. Gene Ontology annotation, cellular component: cytoplasm. NCBI's taxonomy places the organism in Eukaryota, Metazoa, Arthropoda, Insecta, Diptera, Tephritidae. Gene Ontology annotation, molecular function: glycerate kinase activity.